AUGUCCUUGACCCCCCCCCCAGUGGCUGAGCACCUCAUCGCCCAGCACAGUGCCAUCAAGAUGCUGCACAGCCGGGUCAAGCUGAUCCUGGAGUACGUGCGGGCCUCCGAGGCUGGCGAGGUGCCCUUCAACCACGAGAUCCUGCGCGAAGCCUACGCCCUGUGCCACUGCCUGCCUGUUCUCAGCACUGACAAGUUCAAGACCGACUUCUACGACCAAUGCAAUGACGUGGGGCUGAUGGCGUACCUGGGUACCAUCACCAAAACCUGCAACACCAUGAACCAGUUCGUCAAUAAGUUCAACAUCCUCUACGACCGGCAGGGCAUCGGCCGCCGCAUGCGGGGACUCUUCUUCUAAGGGAGGGGGGGAUGCGACACUGAGGACACCCCCAGCCAGGCCCUGAGCCGCCCCCAGGGCUGGGGGACCCUACCCCAGGACUGUGCCCCCCCCUCCUGGAGGCCCCCCCAAUAAAUCAGCUCCAGGCUGGGAAUUGUAGCUCCAGCGUCAUCUGAGGUUCUGGGAGAGCUAGGCCCAGGGGAGCAACAUGGUCCCAAGGGGAG
Messenger RNA from Haliaeetus leucocephalus (bald eagle), 560 nucleotides. RefSeq names its product COP9 signalosome subunit 6 (gene COPS6). Lineage: Eukaryota; Metazoa; Chordata; Aves; Accipitriformes; Accipitridae. The transcript has 3 exons. Gene Ontology annotation, cellular component: COP9 signalosome. The record is from RefSeq and is a predicted model, not a curated record. The coding region runs from base 1 to 357 and encodes 118 amino acids.